This is a messenger RNA of Plasmodium adleri (nom. inval.), 915 nucleotides long. RefSeq names its product serine/threonine protein phosphatase PP1. The record is from RefSeq and is a predicted model, not a curated record. Gene Ontology annotation, molecular function: protein serine/threonine phosphatase activity. Gene Ontology annotation, cellular component: cytoplasm; nucleus. The coding region runs from base 1 to 915 and encodes 304 amino acids. The transcript is spliced from 5 exons. NCBI's taxonomy places the organism in Eukaryota, Apicomplexa, Aconoidasida, Haemosporida, Plasmodiidae.
AUGGCAUUAGAAAUAGAUAUAGAUAAUGUAAUAUCAAAACUAAUAGAAGUUCGUGGAACUAGACCAGGAAAAAAUGUAAAUUUGACAGAAAAUGAAAUAAAAAUAUUAUGCUUAUCAAGUAGAGAAAUAUUUUUAAACCAACCAAUUUUAUUAGAAUUAGAAGCACCAAUAAAAAUAUGUGGAGAUAUCCAUGGACAGUUUUAUGAUUUGUUAAGGUUAUUUGAAUAUGGUGGAUUUCCACCCGAUGCAAAUUAUCUAUUUUUAGGUGAUUAUGUGGAUAGAGGGAAACAAAGUUUAGAAACCAUUUGUUUAUUAUUAGCAUAUAAAAUAAAAUAUCCUGAAAAUUUUUUUUUAUUAAGAGGUAAUCACGAAUGUGCUUCAAUAAAUAGAAUAUACGGAUUCUAUGAUGAAUGUAAAAGAAGAUAUAGUGUGAAGCUGUGGAAAACUUUUAUUGAUUGCUUUAACUGCUUACCUGUGGCAGCUAUAAUUGACGAAAAAAUUUUUUGUAUGCAUGGUGGUUUAUCACCUGAAUUAAAUAAUAUGGAACAAAUAAGGAAAAUAACAAGGCCUACUGAUGUUCCUGAUAAUGGUUUAUUAUGUGAUUUAUUGUGGUCUGAUCCAGAAAAAGAAAUUAAUGGUUGGGGGGAGAAUGAUCGAGGAGUUUCUUUUACUUUCGGUCAAGAUGUUGUUCAUAACUUUUUAAGAAAACAUGAAUUAGAUUUAAUAUGCAGGGCACAUCAGGUGGUGGAGGAUGGAUAUGAAUUUUUUGCAAAGAGGCAAUUAGUUACAUUAUUUUCUGCUCCUAAUUAUUGUGGAGAAUUUGAUAAUGCCGGUGCAAUGAUGAGUGUCGACGAGACAUUAAUGUGUUCGUUUCAAAUUUUAAAACCAGUGGAAAAAAAGAAAGCAGCCAAUUAA